GCUGAGAAGUGCAGAGCUUGUCACUGCAAUCCCUACGGCACUGUGAAUCAGCAGACAAGUUGCAAUCAAGUGACGGGGCAGUGCGAGUGCCUGUCUCACGUCACCGGGCGGGACUGCAGUACCUGUGAGCCUGGCUUCUUCAACCUUCAGAGCGGACGUGGCUGUGAGAGGUGCAACUGCCACGCGCUGGGCUCCACCAACGGCCAGUGCGACAUCCAAACUGGGCAGUGUGAGUGCCAGCCUGGCGUCGCCGGCCAGCGAUGUGACAGAUGCGAGGUCAACCACUUUGGCUUUGGCUCCGAAGGCUGUAAACCCUGCGACUGUGAUCCCGAGGGCUCGCGCUCCCUGCAGUGCCGGGAGGACGGUCGCUGCGAGUGCAAGGAAGGCUUCGUGGGGACCCGCUGCGACCAAUGUGAAGAGAACUAUUUCUACAACCGCUCCUGGCCAGGCUGCCAAGAGUGUCCAGCCUGUUACAGAUUAGUGAAAGAUAAGGUGGCAGAGCAACGAGAGAGGUUGCAGGAACUGGAAGAUCUUAUAGCCAAUCUGGGUACGGGAGAAGACACUAUAACCGAUCAAGCCUUUGAAGAGAGGUUGAAGCAAGCAGAAAGAGAUGUUAUGGAGUUGCUCCAAGAAGCACAAAAGAGCAAAGACGUAGAUCAGGGCUUCAUGGAUCGUCUCAAAGACAUCAACAGCACACUAGCAAGUCAGCUUAACAGGCUGAGGAACAUCCAGGGCACAGUGCGGGAGACGGAGAACCUGGCAGAGCAAGCACGGGUGCGAGUGGAGGACACUGAGGACCUGAUCAGCUUGGCUUCCAAUAUGCUUGAGAAGGCAAAGAUGGCAGCUGACAACGUGUCCAUUACCCCUCCGGAGUCAAGCGGGGACCCGAACAACAUGACUCUGUUGGCAGAGGAGGCCCGUAAACUGGCUGAAAGACAUAAAAAAGAAGCUGAUGAGAUUGUUCGCAUAGCCAAGGCAGCAAAUGAUACUUCCACAGAAGCAUAUCAACUGCUGUUGAAGACCCUGGCUGGAGAAAACCAAACUGCAAACGACAUUGAUGAGCUCAACCAGAAGUAUAAUCAAGCGAGGAACAUUUCUCGAGACCUAGAGAGACAGGCCAACAAGGUGCUUGUGGAGGCAGAGGAAGCUGGAAACAAGGCCCUGCAGAUCUAUGCUAAUCUCACCAGUCUGCCUAUUGUGGAUUCCACGGGGCUGGAGAAUGAAGCAAAUAAGAUCAAGAAGGAAGCAGAGGAGUUAGAUCAGCUGAUUGCCAGGAAGCUGAAGGAUUACGAGGACUUGAGAGAAGACAUGAAAGGAAAGGAGUUAGAAGUAAAGAACCUCUUGGAGAAAGGGAAGACGGAGCAGCAGACUGCUGACCAGCUCCUGGCUCGAGCAGAUGCAGCGAAAGCCCUGGCUGAAGAAGCUGCUCGGAAGGGCAAUGGCACUCUGCAGGAGGCUAAUACCAUUCUCAGCAACCUGAAAGAUUUUGAUAAGCGGGUGAAUGAUAACAAGACGGCAGCAGAGGAGGCUCUGAAGAAGAUCCCUGCCAUUACCCAGACCAUUGCUGAAGCCAACAAUAAGACUCGCCAGGCAGAGCUGGCGCUUGGCAAUGCUGCUGCUGAUGCCCGUGAGGCCAAGGCCAGAGCAGAUGAUGCUGAGAAAAUCGCCGGUUCUGUUCAGAAGAGUGCUGCUGCUACCAAAGCUGAAGCCGACAAGACUUUCACUGAUGUGACAGGGCUGGCCAGAGAGGUGGAUGAUAUGAUGAAGCAACUACAGGAUGCUGAAAAAGAGCUGAAGCGGAAGCAGGAUGAUGCUGAGCAGGAUAUGAUGAUGGCAGGCAUGGCCUCGCAAGCUGCCCAGGAGGCAGAAGACAACGCAAGAAAAGCAAAGAACUCUGUGAACACCUUGCUAGCCGUCAUUAACGAGCUGCUGGAUCAAUUAGGGCAACUGGAGACAGUGGACUUGAACAAACUGAAUGAGAUUGAGGGUACCCUCAACAGUGCCAAAGACCAGAUGAAAGAUAGUGACCUGGACCAGAAAGUGUCUUUUCUUGAGAGAGAAGCUAGAAAGCAAGAUGAUGCGAUACAGGCCUACAACAGGGACAUUGAAGAGAUCCUGAAGGACAUUAGCAACCUGGAAGACAUCAAGAAGACCUUGCCAUCUGGCUGUUUUAACACCCCGUCCAUUGAGAAACCCUAAGGGUGCGCUGGGGGUGGGGGGUAUUCCCCUGGUGAGCCGUGGAGCGGUGGGUUGGCUGUGGAGUGCCUUAAACACACAUUACCUUCUUCAAAUCCCCAACUCUUCGCUGCUCGCAGCCACUUGUUUUCUUUUCAAAUCAGGAUAAGUUGAAAUUUUUUAUUUUAUUUUAUUUUUUUUUCCUAAAGAGAAGCAAAUUAAAUAUCCAUCUUUGGGCAUCAAAGGGGGUUUUUUUUAUAUAAAUUGUCUUCCUGAGCACUCUUGCCCCUUUCUCAGACACAGCUUCCCUUUGAUUAGCACAAGGAUGAGAGAGAUGCUCUGGACUCUUUAUACUGUGGUUCAGAAAUAACCAUGUGAGCUGUAUACAGCAAGGCAAAACUAACCCUCCUUCCUCUCCUCUCUUCUCCCCUCGACUGUCAAAUCCUUGGUCCCGGAGCUCUCUGUCCCUAUGAAGGAAGGGGAUGGCUACCAAAGUAUUACUGUAACGGCCAGUAUAGCUGCACUCGUUCAGAUCCCUCUUCCCAGCUCGUAACCCUGUGAAUUGUAUUAUUAUUACUUUUUUGAUCGUUAACUAGUGGCCAAUCGACAGCAUUGGUAGCCUG
This is a messenger RNA of Antrostomus carolinensis (chuck-will's-widow), 2798 nucleotides long. Its product is annotated as laminin subunit gamma-1. The record is from RefSeq and is a predicted model, not a curated record. Gene Ontology annotation, biological process: animal organ morphogenesis; tissue development. The transcript is spliced from 15 exons. The annotation marks the transcript as partial. Lineage: Eukaryota; Metazoa; Chordata; Aves; Caprimulgiformes; Caprimulgidae.